Coccidioides posadasii C735 delta SOWgp is the source of this 1370-nucleotide messenger RNA. RefSeq lists its product as uncharacterized. Lineage: Eukaryota; Fungi; Ascomycota; Eurotiomycetes; Onygenales; Onygenaceae. The record is from RefSeq and is a predicted model, not a curated record.
ACCAAAACGGUGCCUUCCGCUGGUUCCGUCGUGCAAGUGUUCCUGGCCCUCCCCCGCUUUGAGAUACUGAUAUCCUGCUUCCGUUACCCAAGAAGAUCGUUCUUCUACAGGCUAGUGAGCUGUAAAGCCCUAGUUCUGUUUAUCACCAGGUUUAUGGCUUCUCCAGCCCACUGCUUCUACUGCUUUGAAUGUCUCUCUGCCUCGUUUGAAGGCACGGAAGCCCCAAGUCUUUCCUUGGUCGAAGACUUGUGGGAAGAAUAUGAAGCGUUCAAAGAACUUCCUCUAAACUCCGCCUCGCGAACUGAUGCUGGAGAAAUCGAGAGCGAGGAGUGGGAAGGGCUUCCAGAUAAGGCUAGAGACCAGGGAGAUGAGAAUGACCCGGAUACAAAAGGCGACGAGGCCGUUGAUCAGCAAGCGACUGCAGAUCGAUCUAAUCCUGUUAAACUCCCGAGCAUUUCUCGUCUUCAGGGUCUGCCAUCUCCUGGGUCUUCCCAGUCAUCAACCCCUUCAGUUUUAUCCACUACUUCCUCUCUCUCAACCCUCACGGCCACCACAUCCUUGACUUCUCAGAGUAGUAAAUCCACUCCAAUCUCUCUCAGCAAUCAGAGCUAUAGCGCAGUAGCGCGCACCUCUGACAUUAAUUAUCCUUUAUUUGUGACCUGGAAUGUCAUCGGCCGGGACGGUCACAAACAUCUUCGCGGCUGUAUUGGCACUUUUGAACCUCAGGACCUCCCCUCCGGGUUAAAGUCAUACGCACUUUCAUCGGCGUUCGGAGACACACGUUUUUCGCCAGUACCGGCCUCACUAAUGCCUUCCCUCUCUUGCUCCCUUACUCUCCUCUCAUCGUUCGAAACCUGUUCACAUGCAAUGGACUGGGUUUUAGGUACUCACGGCAUCCGUAUCUCAUUUACUCAUCGCGGAAGACGAUAUGGAGCUACAUACCUCCCGGACGUCCCUGUGGAACAAGGCUGGACGAAAGAAGACACCGUGGAGAGUCUGAUGCGAAAGGCAGGCUGGGAUGUUGUCCCCGUAUAUUCAAGCGUUGCCCGCAGGUUCUUGAGAAGCAACGCCAAUAGUGAACAUAAUACAAAGAAGCCGUGGGAGGAAGUUUCAGACUUCAAGACUGUCCGGUAUCAGGGUCUCAAAGCCAGUGCUACCCAUGCACAGUGGCAAGAGUGGAGAAAAUGGGUGGCAUCAUCCCCGGACCGCCUAAAGCUUCUAGGAACAGGCUUUUGAACAUCUUGCGUCGUGGUUCCCCAAUAUAUUUUCCUUCAGAAAUCUCGUCACCCUUUUUUUUAUGAAGAUUUUCACCUUGACAAGUUCAUAGAUACAUCCAAUAAUGCCCGGAGUAACUUGGGGUUAUAAUUAUU